Messenger RNA from Morchella sextelata, 5247 nucleotides. RefSeq lists its product as uncharacterized. The transcript is spliced from 2 exons. Lineage: Eukaryota; Fungi; Ascomycota; Pezizomycetes; Pezizales; Morchellaceae. Gene Ontology annotation, molecular function: protein binding. The record is from RefSeq and is a predicted model, not a curated record. The coding region runs from base 1 to 5247 and encodes 1748 amino acids.
AUGCAGUCCGUGGUAAAGCAACUUUCACUCGUAUAUCCUCAUCUGCCGGAAUAUGUGGUAGAGGAAUACAACCGAAGGAGGGAAGAUGAUUUUGCUGCAGGCUUUUUGGACUUUGAAGAAAGUCAGGACCUACUUAUCUCCCUCUUGAGCGCAUUUCCUCAAACCACAAUCGUCAUUGACGCGCUGGAUGAGAAUGACGUAGAAGAACGGCUAAGGCUAUUAGGCGCAUUGCAAGAUAUUCUCCGCCGAACCAGCAGUAUCGUGAGGAUAUUUGUUGCAAGCAGGGACGAUCAAGACAUCAAGUUACAUCUUGAGCAUGUACCAAACCUGUUCAUCAAAGCAGAAGACAACCGGCAUGAUAUUGAGAGGUUCAUCCACCGGGAAGUAGAACACGCCAUAAAUACUAGGCGACUACUUCGUGGUCAAAUUACCAAUGAACUGAAGAAGCGAAUCAUUUCGGUUAUCGCCGACGGAGCUAAGGGAAUGUUCCAAUGGGCGAAUCUUCAGAUUAAACAGCUAUAUUCUUUAAACCUUGAGGAGGAUAUCUGGGAUAGCCUAGGAAGGCUACCCAAGACCCUUGAGGAGACAUACUCACAGAUACUAGACCAAAUAUCCUCGAAAACCCCUCGAGAGCAGGAAUGUGUAAAGCGGGCGUUGAUGUGGAUCAUGUGCGCGGAAGCGCCACUCCAUUGGGAUCUCUGGGCGGCGCUCACAUUUUUCCCUAAUCCCAUCCCCCCAGACGGCACAAAUCUCCUUUUAGGACUUUGCAGUAAUCUGGUUACGUUUGACCAGCAACUCCGCCGGGUGGUCUUUGCACAUUUAUCAGUUGAAGAAUACCUUGAGAAGACCGAUACCUUCAGCUCUCAAAAUGCAAAUCGUAUGGCGCUCGCAGUUUGCCUUUCAGCAUGUAGUAGUGAACGUGAUGGAUUUUUUAUCCCAGCGAGUCUUGAUUUUCACGCUGAAUGUGUUCCGGCAACAAUCCAGCUUACCCGAUAUUGCAUUGUCUAUUGGCCAUAUCAUGCGGAACAUUGUUAUGAAUAUGGAAUGGGUGAUCACGAGGUGGAUCUUCUUCAACGUUUUUUAGGAACCCCAAAAGAGCCCGGAGAAUUUUAUUUAGGGUGGAUAAAUCUUUCGAGAAGGAUUCCACAAGGCCUAUCAUGGGUCACCGAUCUAUGGUACAAGCAUCGUCGAUACUUGUUAUCGACGCCCCCCAGCCCAAUCUUCCUACUACCAUGCUUUUCCUUUGGAAAGGUGCUCCAAACCUGCUGGAAGUCUGCUAUUCCAAAUAUCGACACUCAGAACGAUAUGGGACACACACCGUUGCUCGUAGCGACUUUUCAAGGGAACGAGUCAGCUAUGAAUUUCCUGUUAGACAAUGGGGCAAAUGUCAAUGCGAAGCGAGGCUUUCCUGCUAUAAAUACCUUGAUGGCCGCAAUAAUUUCUCAUAAACCGAAGGCACUUCUCAAGCUUAUUGAUGCAGGUGCCAGUAUAGGUGCUAAUAGCUGCAACUACAGAACCGUGUUAGAAGCGGCAGCAAGAGAUGGAGACAAAGACACUGUCAAAUUAAUACUAUCUAUUACUCGCAACAUCGAAAUAAACGAAGAUGUCUUGAAGGCAGCAGCAGGGAAUCCUAAUCAAGGAGGCGAGAUAAUGGCCAUUCUUCUUGACCAGCGCCCAAGAAUUACUGAGGAGGUUAUGGAGAUAGCGGCAAACAAUCCAAAUGGCAGUGAUAUUUUCAUGAUCCUAUGUGCCAACUACCCCUACCUUACAAUAACAGAAGCAGUCCUAGUGGCCGCCGCUAGAAAUUUUGCAGGCACUCUCAUACUUAAGGCGCUACUUUCCAAAUUUCCGGACACCAAGAUAUCCCAGGCAAUUUUUAUGGCAGCAGCAGGCACUUGUGGGGGUAACGAGAUUACACAGACUCUAUUAAAUAAAUACCCGAAUAUCGAAAUCACCGAUUCGACUGUUAGAGCUGCCUCGAAACACUCGUUCCCCAGAAGCUGGGAGGUUAUGCAAAUGUUACUCUCCAGAAUUACCAAGAUUCUUUACGACCCGGAGGACAUCUUUUGCGGCAUUGUGGAAAAUUGCUAUAGCAGCGAUACUCUUCAUAUGUUACUCACAAUAUCCCCGAAGUUCAACCUCUCUUGGGAUAUUAUCAGAGCGAUAGACAGGAGCAAUGAUUGCAACGAGAUUAGGGAGAUAUUGAAGUUCCAUGGUCUCAUGAAAGCGAGAAUUGAGCUGUUAUCAGCAGCGGCGGAGAGGAGCAAGAUUGAUCAUACACGCGAUUCGCCGUGGGUUCAGUGGCCGCCCAGCCUUUUAGUACCGCUGUUUUCUGUAUCAUCGCUCCCUGCGGCUUCUGUCGCGCGUCUAGCAGAUGAAUAUCUGAGUGUGCUAGAGGACACUCAUCACGGUCGUGAAAUGAUGAACUCGCUGUUGUCUACUUCCCACGAUUUAGGUCGCUGUCAACUUAUUCUAGAGGCGGCAACCGAGAGUAAGAGGGGUGCAAAGAUUAUCAGCUUGUUAUUAGAAAGGUAUCCCGAAAUUGAAAUUACCGAGGCCAUUCUGCACGCUGCAAUAGAGAAGGUCUAUCCCAAAGAUGUGAUAGAGUUACUCCUAUCAAGAUGUCCCGACCACUUGAUCACCGAGAAGGCUUUGAUCAUGGCGGCAAGGAGCAAUUUUCGUGAAGCGAGCUUAAAAACGCUAAUAUUCAGGUGCCCUGAGGAGCAGGUCACAGAAUUUGUUGUGGGGGCGAUUGCGGACUAUACACUUAAUUGGAUUAGCAUUAUACUGUCCAGAUGCACGGAGCUCGUGGCCACGGAGGAUGUCAUGUUGAAGGCAGCGCAGGGCGGUACGUACACCGAGGUUGUAAGAAUAUUGUUAAAACAACACCCGAAUAGCUUGAAAGCUUUAGAGAGAUCUUUGACGAGUAGGCCACCCCGAAAAUCCAUCUUGCAUCUGCUGCUCAACCAAUAUCCCCGCACAAUGAUCACCAGUCCAGUGUUGAUUGCGACGAUUAAGAAUCCUCGGAAUUAUCCUACUGACAUUAACCUCCUGCUCGAUCGGUGUACUGCCGCUAUAAUCACCGUUCCGGUUCUCACCGCAGCAGCGGGUAUCUCUGAAACCCUCUUUACGCGCCUACUAGACUUGUUCCCUAAUGCUGCGGUCGCCGAGUUGGUCUUGGUUCAAUUGGCUGGAUUCAAGAAUGGUUUUCGAAAAAUGGAGCUCCUGCUGGCGCGAUUCCCCGAUAUCAUCAUCACAGAGGUGUCCCUAAUUACGCUCCUCAUUACGGAAAUUGAUUCACAUUCUCUAUGUCGGAGUUUAAUGUUCGUUCUGAAUCGUUCCCCCAAUAUCUCGAUCACUCACUCGGUCUUGAAUAUGUUGGUAGAUAUCUUGGUUCGAGGUAAGCUUUCCAGGCUGUUGCUAGACCAGUUUCAUGAUAUUGAGAUAACUGAGUGGGCCACCGCCCGCGCGGAGAUAGGUGCAUUCGAGGGAAGUGAGGUGGUGAUGACGCUCCUCCUAGACAGAAACCUUCACUUCAUGAUAGCCGAGUCGGCCUUGGUUGCGAUGAUGUCUAGGUCAAUCGGUACUGAGACAAUAAAACUACUUCUGAGCCGAUGCCCGGAUGUGGUGGUGACCAAAGCAGUUUUAGUUGCUGCAGCAGGUAAUCUACACUGUGACGCAUUGCGGUUACUUGUGGAGAGACACCCUGAUAUCGUGGUGACCGAAGCGGUUUUGGUUGCUGUGGUGGAUGAUCAGGACUCUGAGCUGCUGCGGUUCCUCCUGGACAGACACCCCGAUGUGGUGGUGACCGAAGCGGUUUUAGUCGCUGCGGCAAGAAAACAUUGGACCUCUGGGGUGCUGCGGUUCCUCCUGGACAGACGCCUGGAUAUGGUGGUGACCGAAACGGUUUUAGUUGCUGCUGCAGGUAAUCCGGCCUCUGAACCGCUGCAGUUCCUCCUGGACAGACGCCCCGAUGUGGUGGUGACCGAAGCGGUUUUAAUUGCUGCGUCAGGUCAUUGGAACUCUGAGAGGCUGCAGCUCCUCCUAGACAGACGCCCCGAUGUGGUGGUGACCGAAGCGGUUCUAUUUGCUGCGGCAGGUCAUUGGAACUCUGAGAGGCUGCAGCUCCUCCUGGACAGACGCCCCGAUGUGGUGGUGACCGAAGCGGUUCUAGUUACUGCGGCAGGUCUUGGGGACUCUGAGAUGCUGCUGCUCCUCCUGGACAGACACCCCGAUGUGGUGGUGACCGAAGCGGUUCUAGUUGCUGCGGUAGAUAAUGAGGCCUCUGAAACGCUGCAGCUCCUCCUGGACAGACACCCCGAUGUGGUGGUGACCGAAGCGGUUCUAGUUGCUGCGGUAGAUAAUGAGGCCUCUGAAACGCUGCAUUUCCUCCUGGAGAGAUACCCCGAUGUGGUGGUGACCGAAGCGGUUCUAGUUGCUGCGGCAGGUUUUGGGAACUCUGGGAUGCUGCGGUUCCUCCUGGACAGACAACCCGAGUUGGUGGUGACCGAAGCGGUUUUCGUUGCUGUGGUGAAGAGAUUUUGGGGGUUUGAGAUGCUGCGGUUCUUCUUGGACAGAUACCCGGAUAUAGUGAUAUCCGAAGCGGUCUUAGUUGCUGCCGGCGCCGUAGAUAAGUGGGCCUCUGUGAUGCCGCGGCUGCUGCUGGACAGACGACCGGAUAUGGUGGUGACCGAAGCGGUUUUAGUUGCUGUCGUGCCUACUUGGGGGUCUGAGUUUCUGCAGUUCCUCCUGGACAGACACCCCGAGGUGGUGGUGACCGAAGUGGUUUUGGCUGCUGCGGUAGGUAGUGGAGACUCUGGGGUGCUGCGGGUACUCCUGGACAGAAACCCCGAUGUGGUGACCGAAGCAGUUUUAGUUGCUGCAGCAGGUAGUGGACACUGUGACGUGUUGCGGUUACUUGUGGAGAGACACCCUGAUAUCGUGGUGACCGAAGGGGUUCUACUUGCCGCCGCAGGUAAUCCGGACUCUAAGCUGCUGCGGUUCCUCCUUGACAGAUACCCCAAUAUCGUGAUAACCAAAUUGGUUCUACGUAAGCUCGUACAAACCAGACGUCGCAUGGACACUGAGACCCUGGAGCGGAUAAUGGACAGAUACCCCGAACCUAUAAUCAGUGAAGAUUUUUGGACUACUCCAUCCCAUUUAGUCACACAAAUGAAGCUUCUGCUGGCGCGACGAGACCUUAUCAUCGAAACUCCCUCGGCCGGAACCUGUAUUAAUCCAGAGUGA